Colletotrichum karsti is the source of this 828-nucleotide messenger RNA. RefSeq lists its product as uncharacterized. The record is from RefSeq and is a predicted model, not a curated record. The transcript is spliced from 3 exons. The coding region runs from base 1 to 828 and encodes 275 amino acids. Lineage: Eukaryota; Fungi; Ascomycota; Sordariomycetes; Glomerellales; Glomerellaceae.
AUGGGGGCAACAACAUUCACAUUAUUCGGCCUCGUGGCCUUGGCCUCAAUAGUAAUGGCCCAACAGUUCCCAAAUUUUCCAGGUAAUGGAAAUGGAAAUGGGAAUGGCGAUGGAAACGGUUUUGGAAAUGGCUUCGGAGGGAACUUCGGCAACUUUGUGGGCUUCAACAUCCAGGAGGCGAUGCAGAUUCGGAGAACACACGGCGUGUUGGGAACCAUUGCCUUCGUCAUCAUCUUCCCCGUCGGCUCGAUUGCGAUGAGGCUCGUCCCGGGACGCUUCGGUUGGAUCGUGCAUGCCCUCAUCCAGAUGGCCGGAUUCGUUCUCUACAUCGCUGCCGCCGCGCUGGGUAUUCAACUCACUCAGAUGGUCAGGCUAGGCGGAACAAGUCUGUUCGAGAUCAACACUAUCAAUUUCCACCCCAUCAUUGGCCUUGUACUUUUGGCUAUCUUCUUCUUCCAGCCCAUCUUCGGAUAUAUCCACCAUGUCCAGUUCAAGAAGUACGGUCGCCGCCAGUUCUGGUCUCACCUGCACCUUGUUAUCGGUCGCGUCUUGAUCCCCCUUGGCAUCAUUAACGGAGGUCUCGGUCUGUACAUUUCCAACUCACCGAGAGAGUUCAAGAUCGCCUAUGCUGUCCUAGCGGCCGUUCUUGGCGUGUCGUGGAUUUUGAUUGCUGCCGUCAGCGAAUUCCGUCGCAGUCGCCAGCCGCGCACGGUCGUCGUGGAGGAUGACAAGAGAGCGGCAGCUCCCCAAAUCCCGCUGGGGCCCAUGCCGCCGCAGAUCGACACGAGCCGUGGUUCAUCGGUCUCGGAUCCUUACCGCAAGGUUUAG